This is a messenger RNA of Cyclopterus lumpus (lumpfish), 1908 nucleotides long. Its product is annotated as choline O-acetyltransferase-like. NCBI's taxonomy places the organism in Eukaryota, Metazoa, Chordata, Actinopteri, Perciformes, Cyclopteridae. Gene Ontology annotation, cellular component: cytoplasm; neuron projection. The transcript has 14 exons. Gene Ontology annotation, molecular function: choline O-acetyltransferase activity. Gene Ontology annotation, biological process: neuromuscular synaptic transmission; acetylcholine biosynthetic process. The coding region runs from base 1 to 1908 and encodes 635 amino acids. The record is from RefSeq and is a predicted model, not a curated record.
AUGCCAAUCAUGGAGAAGAGCGAGGCAGCCAGAGACCGAUACAGUCAAAUGUUGCCAAAGGUCCCCGUGCCGCCACUGAAACAAACCCUCGACACUUACUUGAAGAGUGUCCAACACCUGGUAGGGGAGGAGCAGUUCAAGAAAACAAAGGCCAUUGUGGAGAAGUUUGGGGCUCCGGGAGGCGUCGGAGAGGUUCUCCAGAAGAAGCUUUCAGAGAGGAGGGACAAGACAUCCAACUGGGUGUAUGACUACUGGCUGGAGGACAUGUACUUGAACAACAGGAUGCCCCUACCGGUCAACUCCAGUCCUGUCACGGUGUAUCCUAAGCAGACGUUUAAAGAUCAAAAAGACGCCCUCAGAUUUGCUGCUCGUCUCAUCGAAGGAGUAGUGGAGUAUGCUGCUCUGAUUGAUGCGCGAGCACUGCCAGUGGAUGUUGCUCGAGGCAAGCAAGCUGGGACUGCUCUGUGCAUGGAGCAGUACUACCGGGUCUUCAGCUCCUACCGCUACCCGGGGUUAAAGACGGACACGCUGGCGGUCCAGACGAACGCAGCAUCCGCCGCGUCGCAGCACGUCAUCGUGGCGUGCAAGAACCAGUUUUUCGUGUUGGAUGUAGUCACAAAGGGCAAGAAGCUCAUCGAGACCGAGAUCUUAUCCCAACUGGUGAAAAUCAUGACGAUGGCAGAAAACGCAGCAGAGAGACUCCCUCCUUUUGGUAUCCUGACAUCUGAUGGGAGAACCGAAUGGGCACAAGCCAGAGACGCACUAUCAAAAGAUCAAACCAACAGGGACUCUCUGGCCCUGAUCGAGAGCUGUCUGUGUGUGGUGUGUCUGGACGAACCCGGUGGCCUGGUGCCGAGGGAUUCUAACAGGGCCCUGCUGAUGCUGCAUGGUUGCGGCCGCGAGAAGAAUGGGGCAAACCGCUGGUACGACAAGUCAAUGCAGUUUGUUGUAGGAAUGGACGGGGCAUGCGGAGUUGUGUUCGAACAUUCGGUAUUCGAGGGAAUGGUUAUGGUGCAUUGCUCUGAAUACCUGUUCAACCACAUAACAGGGAGCCCCUCCAAGAUGGCGGAAGCAUCCAGCGUCAGAGAGCUCGCCCCUCCAAGAAGGGUGCUCUGGAAAAGCAACCCACACAUCGAAGGACUUUUAGCAGCUUCUGGAGAGCGACUCCAGUGGCUGGUGAAUAAUCUCGACAUGGAUGUUUUCAAGUUCGACGUUUAUGGGAGAGAAUACAUAAAAAAACAGAAGACGAGUCCCGACGCGUUCAUACAACUUGCCUUACAACUCGCGGUUUACAAAUGCAACAGAAGGCUUGAUGCCACUUAUGAGAGUGCGUCCAUUCGGCGUUUCCAACGAGGUCGGGUUGACAAUAUUCGCUCUGCCACCCUGGAGGCCCUGGCCUUUGUGACGGCCAUGACAGAUGAGAGGGCCACUUUCUCCGAUGAAGAAAAAAUGAAACGAUUCCGUGAUGCAAUUAAUGCCCAGACAAAUUAUACAAUUGCAGCUAUUACAGGAAUGGCAAUAGACAAUCACCUCCUCGGGCUUCACAGGAUCGCAAAGGAGCUCAACAUGGAGACGCCAGAGAUCUUCAGCGAUGAGACGUAUUUGGGCAGUAACCAGUUCAUCCUGACGACCAGCCAGGUCCUAACCACGGUGAAAAUGUUCUGUUGCUACGGCCCGGUGACGCCCAACGGCUACGGUGCCUGUUACAACCCGCAGUCAGACCACAUCAUCUUCUGUGUGUCCAGUUUCUGGGAGAAAACAGCGACCAACUCUGCCGUUUUCGUCAAAGUCCUGAACGAGGGCCUUCUGGAAAUCAGGGACCUGUGCAAUAGAAGCAGUGCUGCGUCUCCCAAAGGGGAGAGCACGCCCACUGAAGCUGCUCCACUCAGCACACUUAGACUCAGUUGA